Messenger RNA from Paramisgurnus dabryanus, 573 nucleotides. Lineage: Eukaryota; Metazoa; Chordata; Actinopteri; Cypriniformes; Cobitidae. The record is from RefSeq and is a predicted model, not a curated record.
AUGACCACUGUUGUUCCAACAACCACCACGGUUGCUCCAACCACCACCACAGUUGCUCCAACGACUACAACUGUUGCUCCAACGACCACAACUGUUGCUCUAACGACCACUACUGUUGCUCCAACGACCACAACUGUUUCUCCAACGACCACAACGGUAGCACCAAUGACCACAACAGUUCCUUCAACAACCACAACUGUUGCUCCAACGACCACAACAGUUGCCCCAACCACCACAGUUGCUCCAACGACGACAACUGUUGCUCCAACAACAACCACGGUUGCUCCAACCACCACCACAGUUGUUCCGAUGACCACAACUGUUGCUCCAACGACCACAACUGUUGCUCCAACAACCACAACUGCUGCUCCAACGACCACAACAGUUGCCCCAACCACCACAGUUGCUCCAACAACGACAACUGUUGCUCCAACAACCACCACGGUUGCUCCAACCACCACCACAGUUGCUCCAACGACCACAUCUGUUGCUCCAACGACCACAACUGUUGCUCCAACAACAACAACUGUUGCUCCAACAACCACAACUGCUGCUCAAACCACAACCACAGUU